Carcharodon carcharias (great white shark) is the source of this 2445-nucleotide messenger RNA. RefSeq names its product collagen alpha-2(VIII) chain-like. The coding region runs from base 126 to 2018 and encodes 630 amino acids. NCBI's taxonomy places the organism in Eukaryota, Metazoa, Chordata, Chondrichthyes, Lamniformes, Lamnidae. The transcript is spliced from 3 exons. Gene Ontology annotation, molecular function: protein binding. The record is from RefSeq and is a predicted model, not a curated record.
UAAAUACAGCAACAUGCCACUCAAUCAGACACAAUAUUUCUCCUGCAUGUGAUCUGCAUGGUCCUCUACCUGAAGUGGGAAAUAGAUUUUUUUUAUAUUCUGACACAGGAGGUGAUCCUGUAAACAUGGCGCGAAGAGAAAUCAGUUCAUUUCUACUGCUGCUUUCUGUGAACAUCAUCUCCGGAACAAAUUACUGUGGUAUCAGAGGUCCACGGGGGUUACCUGGACCAAGAGGCCCAUCAGGAGCAAAAGGUUCUAUGAAUACAGGGCCUCCAGGCAUGUGUGGAUCACCUGGACAGCCAGGAAUACCAGGAGUAAACUAUGUGGGACAGCCAGGAAUAACAGGAAAACCAGGAGAAAAGGGUGAAAGAGGAUUUUCUGGACCAACUGGUGACAUAGGGCCUCAAGGACAGCAAGGACUACAAGGGCGCCCAGGACCAGUAGGUGCUCCUGGAGUCAGUACAAAAUCUGUUGAUGGCGAGGCUGGUUCCCAAGGAUCACCAGGUUCUCCAGGGUUAAAAGGUGAAUGUGGAAAACUUGGAGAACCAGGAAGUCCGGGUCUGUAUGGGGCAAAAGGUGAUGAUGAAAUUGGCCUUCCUGGAUUCAGAGGAGAAAGGGGUUAUCCAGGGCCAAGCGGUGAGCCAGGACCUCUUGGAGAAGUAAUUGCAGGUCUACCAGGAAUUCCUGGUAUCCAUGGCAUAUCAGGAGAGAAAGGUGAAAAUGGAGAAUCUGGUAGACCUGGAGCUGCAGGUCUACCUGGUGAAAGAGGAUUACGGGGUCCACCUGGUAUAUCAAUUUCAAUGCCAGGAGUAGAUGGUAAACAAGGUCUUGCAGGGCUUCCUGGGAUCAAGGGUUCUCCAGGUCCAAAGGGAGUGCCAGGUAAACUUGGUCUACCAGCUACUGGAAAUUCAGGUUUGCCAGGCCUUAAAGGUGAUGCUGGCCCCAGAGGCAUGCAUGGCUAUGCUGGUGCGAAAGGAGAUCCAGGAAUAGAUGGAGAAUUUGGUAUGGCAGGACCCAUAGGAUUUACAGGUCCAACAGGAUUACCAGGUUUGCAAGGUGUUCCAGGUGAAGAUGGCAAUCCAGGAUCUCCAGGAGAACCUGGUGCAUUAGGGCUGCAUGGAAUUCCUGGAUUACAAGGUGAUGAAGGACCAACAGGUGCUCCCGGAAAAUCAGGAAUUCCAGGAGAAGACGGUAUCCCAGGGUCACAAGGAAAACAGGGACCACCCGGUCCACAGGGUGAUAAAGGGCCCAGAGGUAGGCCUGGUGAAUUUGGUAUACACGGUGCUUCUGGUUUUCAAGGACCAUUGGGGAUUCAAGGCAAUUAUGGACCACCUGGACCUACCGGAGAAAUUGGCAAACAAGGUCCAAAUGGGUCACAAGGUCCUCCAGGACAAAAAGGCAUCAGAGGAGAUCCAGGAAAACAAGGUCCACCAGGCCGUUCCAACUUUUUGCUAUCUGGAACCCUGUUGACGGGAGACAUGGAAACAUCUAGUGAUGCAGAAAUACAGGGACUUCCAGGCAUCCCUGGUCCACCAGGUCCAACAGGUCCACCGGGUCCAUCGGGUGCCCCAGGGCCACUGCAGGAAACUGUCAUACAGUCAGUGUCAAAUACUGAUCAAGGUUUUAAAGCCAUUCUCUCCACUCCAUAUUCAACAACAGGAAUACCAAUAGUUUUUGACAGAACACUGUACAAUCAAGCCAAUGUCUAUGAUGCAGAAACUGGAGUUUUUACAUGUCAAAUACCAGGCAUCUACUAUUUUUCAUAUCACAUCUACAUCAAAGGCAGAAGUAUUCACGUUGCAUUGUAUAAAAAUGAUAAACCAGUUCUCCACACAUAUGAUGACUACAAGGAAAAAAAGAUUGAUCAAGCUUCAGGGAGUGCUGUGUUAAAGCUACAGAAAGUAGAUAAAAUAUAUUUACAGUUGCCUUCAGAACAGUUUAAUGGUUUAUAUUCCUCCAAUAAAAUGCAAUCAUCCUUUUCAGGAUUUCUGGUUCACCGAACCAAUCCACUGGAAUAGGUAGAAUUGUGAAUGGUUGAUCCAAGUGAUUUCACUGCAUGACCGUUUGAAUGAUAACAAAGGAUUUUUGAUCAAGAAAUAAAAUUUAUUUAAAAGAUAAAUAUACAGGCAUGCAGGACAGGAUGAAUUGAUAAAUUAUCAAAGUGCCAUUUAAUGAGAAGCUUGUUUAUCUAAUGACCAUAUGCCUUUGUGCUGGAGUUAUCUGGUAUAUGAACAUAUUGCUGUUUUGCAUGAUGUAUCUGUGUUCAUGUGUAUGCUACUCAAUAAAUAAAAGAUACUUAUUAGAAAAAUAUCAAAAGGAAAAUUUCCAUCACAUAUGGGAAGAAAUCAUCAGGGCUCCUGUGUAAGUUAAAUUCCAUAUUUGGAAGAGCACCUUCAAGUGGGGAAAUAGGCUAAAAGGUAGAGAUAAAGCAAUGGAUGGAAAUAC